Anoplopoma fimbria (sablefish) is the source of this 1629-nucleotide messenger RNA. RefSeq names its product tRNA-histidine guanylyltransferase 1-like (gene thg1l). Gene Ontology annotation, molecular function: magnesium ion binding; tRNA guanylyltransferase activity. The record is from RefSeq and is a predicted model, not a curated record. The transcript is spliced from 9 exons. Gene Ontology annotation, biological process: tRNA modification. NCBI's taxonomy places the organism in Eukaryota, Metazoa, Chordata, Actinopteri, Perciformes, Anoplopomatidae. Bases 64 to 1089 code for a protein of 341 amino acids.
UUGGCUCUGCCCCGGCCGCCCUGCAUGAAGCUCUCGUAGGCGGCCACAUUGUUGAAGCCCUUAAUGUUUGGGAAGGGAAGCGGGACAGAGGCACGAACACGCGUUAAAGCGAAGAGGAGUCCUGGUGAGAGGCGGAGCUCACACUCCGCACCUAUUUCAAGACACCGUAAAUAUCAGAGGAGCACCCCGAUGCUGAUUGGAAAGGCUUGCAGAUUCGGUGGACGUGUCAGGUCUUGUGUUGUCAAACCUCUGGCCUGUCUUUUUACCACUUCCAGCAACAUGGCCAAGAGCAAGUUUGAGUACGUCCGCAACUUUGAAACAGAUGACAGUUGUCUACGAAACUGCUACAUUGUUGUGAGACUAGACGGGCGCAACUUCCACAAGUUUGCAGAGCAGCACAAGUUCCUGAAGCCAAAUGAUAACAGGGCUUUGGGCCUCAUGACUCGAAGUGCCCGCUCUGUCAUGGAAGACUUGGAGGAUAUUAUUAUUGCUUAUGGUCAAAGUGAUGAGUUCAGCUUUGUUUUCAAGAGGACCUCUACUUUGUUUAAGAGGAGGGCCAGUAAGCUCAUGACUCAUGUGGCGUCCCAGUUCUCCUCCUCAUAUGUGUUUUACUGGAAGGAGUUUUUUGGGGAGCAGCCCCUCUUGUACCCGCCAGGCUUUGAUGGACGUGUGGUCCUGUAUCCAAGCAACCACAACCUCAGAGACUACCUAAGCUGGAGGCAAGCAGAUUGUCACAUAAAUAAUUUGUACAACACAGUGUUUUGGACUUUAGUACAAAACGGGGGACUCACCACAGCCCAGGCUGAGGAACGCUUAAAGGGAACAUUAGCUGCAGACAAAAACGAGAUCCUGUUCUCUGAGUUUGAUAUCAACUACAACACUGAGUCUGCCGUCCACAGGAAAGGCACCACUCUCAUCUGGGAAAAGCGAGAUGAAACUACCAUCAAGCGCACAAAGCUACCAAAGGGAGAGGAGACGGAGAUGGCAGUGACUCGCAGCAGGAGGAGGGUGCACGCCCACCACUGCGACGUCAUAGGAGAGCAGUUCUGGACGGAGCAUCCAGACAUCCUGGAAGACGACAACUGUUGACGGCUCCUGUGCUUCUGUAGGAGAAAAACACUGAACUGAGUGGAGCCACACAAGCAGUGGCCGUAUGCUAGAGCAGCUUGAUGUUGACUCAUGUAGAUGAACAACUGUGUCAAACCGCAUGCUACCCAUGAAGCUUAGUCUCCUUGAAUCCCUCGUAAGAGCGUUUUCUGAGACUGAAGCCUUUGAUGAUUGACUUUGUAUGAUUACUCUCUCACAACCGGAACAUAAUCCUUACUUUUACGUAUUAAACUUCAAUCAUAAUGUUCCCUUAAAGUAGGAAGUGUUCUGUUUGAAGUGAUGAUGAUGCCUGUCGUGCUCAAAGGGAAGCACUUGAUUUAUCCAUAAUCUUUUAGUAGCGGGUGUUACAUAAACAGCAGUCUGAUUCUGCCCCUGACAUCUUCCCACUCCUAGUCAAGUGCAUGCUCUACUAAGGUUGCUUUUCCAAAAAUAUAUCCUCAUUUGAUAUCAUGAAUAACAUUGAAGUACUACCAGCACUUGAUCCUUCACCAUGUUAAACAUGAAACCUCUUGACCUACUGUU